Messenger RNA from Mustela erminea (ermine), 1742 nucleotides. It is a transcript of the gene TEKTL1, whose product is annotated as coiled-coil domain containing 105. The record is from RefSeq and is a predicted model, not a curated record. Bases 109 to 1608 code for a protein of 499 amino acids. NCBI's taxonomy places the organism in Eukaryota, Metazoa, Chordata, Mammalia, Carnivora, Mustelidae. The transcript is spliced from 7 exons.
CUCCGUUUCACUCGCUGUUCAGGCCAGGAAGGAGUUGGUCCGUCUUUGGGAGUCCCUGCCCCUCCCCGUGGAGGCUCUGGAGCCAGGCGGAGAUAGUAAGCAGGGACAAUGCCCGUAUUGGUACCCCCAGCUGAGCACAGCCAGGACACGCGCGUAGGGACUCGAGCAUGGCGCGAGGCAGCCAAAUCCAUCAUGCGGAAGGCGCACCACCUGACCGACCGCUGCGGGCAGGAGGCAGUGACCAUGUGGCAACCCAAGGACAGCGUGAGGGAUCCGCACGUGGCGCGCCACCUCUGCCGCGCUGCCUACAUCCUGCCCUGGCGCUUCCACGUGGAGAUGCUCAAGGGUGGCGGCACCUUAGAGAAGCCGCCGCCUGGCGAGGGCGUCACGCUGUGGAAGGGCAAGAUGAAGCCCCCCGCCUGGCACGCCCGCCUGCCUCUGCCCUUGCACCGCGAUGCGCGGGCCCUGCAGACUGCGGAGGUGGUGCACGCGCACGCGCGCGGGGCGCGCCUCACAGCUGCCCGCCUGUGCCGUGCGCAGCACCAGAUCAAUGGGCAGCUGCGGCUGCUGCUUCGGCAACGGGAGGCUACGGACCGCAGGCUCAGCGAAGUGCGCAAAGGCCUGCUCAUUAACCAGCAGAGCGGCAAGCUUCGGGGCUACCGGCCCAAGUCCGAGAAGGUCCCUGACAAAGCUGACAGUAUGCUUAACUGGGAGAAGGAGGAGCUAAAGAGCAUGAAGAGGAAGAUGGAAAAAGAUAUGGAAAAAUCAGAGACCCUGCUCAAGGCCCUGGCAUCCUGCCGUGACACUCUGGCCUUCUGCUGCAAGGAGAGGCUCCAAGCUGUGGACCUAAUGAAUCAGCCACUGGAUAAAGUUCUGGAGCAGGCUGGCCGUCACUCCUGGGUGAACCUCUCCCACAUCCCUUCUGUGCGCCCUCAGGGCCAGAAAACACCUCCCCCAGACCCUGUGGGCACCUAUACCCCAGAGUGCGCCACGGCGCUGGACGAAGCCAAGCGACUGUUGAUGGAGUCCAAGGACACCUUGCUGGAAAUGACAAAGAACGAGGAGGACGUCCAGGAACAACAAGAAGAGAUAAGCAAUCGCGUGUGCGCCUCUCUGGCACAGAAGAUGCGUGAGACCUUGGAACUGAAGGAAAGAAUGAAUAUGACCUUAGGACUAAUGAGGGGAACUAUCCAUCGGUGCACGAAAUUCAGCCAGGAAAUGUACAUCACUCGUGGCCUAAUCAAGGGUCCUGUGUCAAAACGUCACCUGGAGACUCGAGAGAAACUGGAUAGACCUCUGGUUCGAGUGUACCAGAGACACGUGGGCACCCAACUCCCCGAAGCCUCGCGCCUCGCCCAGGGUACUGACAAGCUGCAGCGCCACAUCUCGCACGUGGAAAAAAACCUGAAGGAGCUGCUCGCCACGCACAAGAACCUCACCGGGAGCCUCAAAUGCAAGAAGAUCGGGUAUGAAGUGGACUACAAUGUAGUGCGCUUGCGCCUCCGCCAGCGGCACCCGCACAUGUGCUACGAGCAGGCGCAGCGCCUGGUCAACGACUGGGACCCGCGCACGCCGCCCCGCGCCGAGCCGGACGCUGUCUCCAAGUGACAGACUUCGCCCCCUGCAGCAGCCUUCCGGCCCAGUUCUGGGUGGACCUGAGGAGCUGAGACUUACAGCUCAAUGGCCCUCCCCCUACCCUCCCUCAAAACAUCCUCUAGCAGAAUUAUAAUAAAAAUGACAAU